AUGUUAAGGAUUGGGCGAUUUCGUCUGAAUUUUUUUCGAAGACGACCAGUAUCUAAUCGGACCCAGAUACUUAUAUGGAUCCUCCUUUGUGUGUUUGUCAUCGGAAUCCAUGAAACGUUUAUAAGGUAUAAACCUGAUAAAAGCUCUGACCUCACCAAGACUAUUCUUACGGCCGUUAAGGGCUCCAGUCAUCCAGAUUACUUCACAUCUGACGACGGUGUAGAUCGGUUGUGGAUAAAGCAAUGCGAAGGAAACUUUAAUAUCAUUAACAGGCGGGUCCUUCUUCUUCGCGAUGGAAAAAUUUCUGGCCUUUUCAUGGACGCAAAGCAAACUGGUGGGGACGAUGUUGAAAAGGUCUUGGGUCAGCCAGAGGAUAGUGAGUUUGUGGCAGUUAAAAAAGGAUUCAUCCAAGUUCCAUGUGGUGAUGCAAACUUGCCGCAAUUAAAUAUAAAAUCAACGUAUGAACAUUUCAUUAAAGCUAUUAAAUUCACACAACCACACAAAUAUAUCGAUAAUACUGAACGACUAUCUCUAGAGUCGUUCGCCAUCGUUAUUGAAAGAAAAGAUUAUGCAAACGUUUACUGGACAAUGAUUGAAAUGUACAACGCCUUUUUGACAGCUAGAAUGUUUUCGCGUGAUCCUAGUCAGACAUGUGUCUUUCUGUUGGAUGUACAUCCAAGGGGUAAGUUAGAUGAUUUAUGGAGUAUGGUGUUUGGAACUGUUCAAAGAGUUAAAGAUAUAAAAACUCGAGACUGGAAUUUUAGGAAUUUAGUAUUUGGAUUAGACACCUACAGUGGUCCGAUCACAACACAAAUGGAGUCUCUGCCUUUUAUUUCUGAGUUACAAGCGACACUUUACCGUGCAAAUGGAUUUGUUAUACCUCCAAAAAAACCUUGUUCUUUUGGUCGAGAAAAUCUCAACAUAACGCUUAUCUUAAGACGAAAUUACGUUGCGCAUGCUCGAAAUCCAAGCGGGAAAAUCAAACGCAAACUUGCCAACGAAAAGGAAAUAAUCGAUAAAAUAAGAUCAUCGAUUCCGUUUGAAAAUCUGAAAGCGGUUCAAUUGGACGAUUUAAGUGUCAAAGAUCAAGUGAAACUGAUAUAUCAUACGGAUAUUCUAAUAGGAGUUCACGGAGCAGGACUUGGUCACGUGAUUCUGAUGAGACCAGAAUCAGGUCUUAUUGAACUAUUUCCAACUUCCUACUUCCUGUUUAGAAACAGACAUUUUGAGGAGCUUGCCGACUGGGUGGGAGUGCAGUAUAGUAGUUGGUACAAUAGUGACGUAUUUUUCACAGAUUCGGAAUGGAUGUAUGUUUCGCCACAGACUGUAGUACAGCUUAUCAAGGAUAUGGCGAGAAGGAUUUGUUCUGAUUUCUCACAUUGAUAGCUACCUCAAUGUUUGUUGUUGUUUUUUUUACUAAAGUUCGAAACAACUGGAGAAGCAACAAAUAUUUCAAUACAUGCUAGCAAGUCUAACUUUAUCAAUAUGGGAACCAACAUUUUAAUCAAACAGCUACUUUAUAUAAUAUUGACUUUCUUGAACCUUAAUAUGAACAUAUUAUAUAGGAGAUUUUUAGGCUUCCAACCUUUAACAGUGUUUUCCUACUUUGAUUUUUAAAACAUUCUUUACAUAGUCAUAUUGUCACAGGCGCCGCAUAAGUUCAAGAAAUAAUAAAGGUCACCUCUUGAUCUAUCAUAAAAGCGUGGGGAUUUCACCCUUGCAUAAAUCUUUUAAUUUUCGCCCUCUGUUGAAAUCGCCAAUAAAUUACAGAAAAUAUACAUAUUUCGAUUUUGACAAAUGAGUGAAUCAGGCGAAGUGUGAGAUGCGCCGAAACUUUUACUCUAUAGAGCGGCCACUGGUGUUCCAUUAAGUGGCCGUUAUAGAGAGACUUGGCUUUAAAUGCAUACGUAAUUAACCUUUUCUUAGUAAUGAUGUAGUUCCACUUAUCUAGUAUUUCAUGAAAUGUUGUCCUGCGAAAGUUGUAUACCACUGGCUCUGAAUAGACAAUUUUUUUCAUUUCCUUUUUUUUUUAAACAUUCAUUCGUUUACUGCCAAGGAUGCUCAUAACUAAAGAAACUGGGUGAUCGUU
This is a messenger RNA of Ylistrum balloti, 2089 nucleotides long. RefSeq lists its product as uncharacterized. The record is from RefSeq and is a predicted model, not a curated record. The transcript has a single exon. Gene Ontology annotation, molecular function: glycosyltransferase activity. Bases 1 to 1383 code for a protein of 460 amino acids. Lineage: Eukaryota; Metazoa; Mollusca; Bivalvia; Pectinida; Pectinidae.